GGCCUGGGAUCUAGCCGGAGCUAGCCCUUCCAUGUGAACAUACCGGUUAUUCUGAUAUCAUUGCCGCCUGGCCUGGUGGGUGGAUGAUAGGUACGUUAUUAAGUUAUGCAGAGGUGCAGGCAAACGGAGAGACUCGUGGAUGGACUGGAGCCACUUGGCUAUGUAUAUGUAUUUUACUUUUUCCCCUUAUUGUUGUUUUUUUUUUUCUCUCUGCAGGGUAAUAGUACUUUUACUGAAUUCCCUGACUGUACACUUACUAUACAUACAUUCAAUAAGUACAGAUUUCGAAAGUACGGAGGGCACAGAGUGGAUACCUUCCGAUGCGCAGAUUUGCUGCCUGCGUACUCCGUGGUUGGGAGAUCUGGACCCGUAACCUAUGGAGGUAAAAACAGUGUCAAGAGAAAAUGCGAACAAAUUUGAAUUCACGGCGAAAGAAGAUAGAUAAUAUUGAUAAGUAAAGGAUGAGAUAAAUCUCACUAGGAUAACCGUUGACAAUUAGCUGAAGACGGCUACAGCGGCACUGAACAAAGGCGAAUCACAACUUGGAGACUGAC
Aspergillus eucalypticola CBS 122712 is the source of this 554-nucleotide messenger RNA. RefSeq lists its product as uncharacterized. Lineage: Eukaryota; Fungi; Ascomycota; Eurotiomycetes; Eurotiales; Aspergillaceae. The coding region runs from base 106 to 420 and encodes 104 amino acids. The transcript has 2 exons. The record is from RefSeq and is a predicted model, not a curated record.